Messenger RNA from Larimichthys crocea (large yellow croaker), 1641 nucleotides. RefSeq lists its product as hypothetical. Lineage: Eukaryota; Metazoa; Chordata; Actinopteri; Sciaenidae. The coding region runs from base 120 to 1109 and encodes 329 amino acids. The record is from RefSeq and is a predicted model, not a curated record. The transcript has 4 exons.
UCUGAUGUCACUUCUCUCAAAAUAUUGCAAGUCAUCUGAUAUUGUACCGUUCUCGCAACAGAGGAAAGUGAGUAACUUUUAAUUCGUCUUUUUAAUUUUUUAUUAUUCAUUCAUUCACCAUGCAGAGACAGAGAAACAAGAGAGGAUAUAAUGAGGAUUUUGUAGACGGUCACCACUUGAAGUUAAACGAUUUGAAAGAGGAAGCUUUGAGAGUGGGUUUGGAACAUGGAUAUCUCUACAAAGAAAACAUCCCGGCAUACCCCCGACCAGAAUUUCAUGUUUCUCAUCUGAAUCAUGACACAAAUGGAUCUGGAUGUUCUGCCAUUAGCAGGGAUAAUGGCUUUAAGAAUCCACUCAAAGACUCUCUGCUGUGGUGGAGUCUGGUUGUAGGACCUGAUGAAAUAACAUCAGCUGAGCGGAGGCUCCUGGAGACCACAUACCCACACCGGACAGAGUGGCAAUCCCAAAUGCAGCAGAGCUUCUUGGGGAAGUUUGCCACCUCCCAGGCCUUCCAGAAGACUUCCAGGCUGGGCUCAUAUCGCUUCACCUUCCCUCUGGAGGAGGUACUGCAGGCCUACAGUGACCAGUUUUGCUCUGGUGCUCAGCCUGUAAUGCGGGUGUUCAAGACCAUCUUGUACAAAAAGGAAGUGGUAUACGCUGUGCUGGUCCACAGCCCAGCCGAUCAGGAGCGGUUCUCCCACUUCCCUUUGCUGACUGAUCACCCAGACUCUGUCUGCACUUACAAAGAUGGCUGUUUCAUCUGGAGGUCUCAGGCCAUGUGUAAAGAACACAGAUAUGAGUUGGUCUUGAGACCUGAUCAAAAGCAGAUCGAAGCAGAGGAGGUGCGGUGUCAGUAUUAUGUUUGGGAUAAUGUUGCCAUCGCCCUGCAGGUGGAUGAACAGGUGCUGAAGUUUGAUUGUAACCGACUGAGAGAGAACCUCAAGUUCUGUGAGAAAGCAGAGGUUACAAUUGCACGUGUUUAUGAAUUUGAGAAUUACCAACAAGCUCAAACUCAUGUUGCAGAUUUGUGGCCUGACAAUCCGUCACCACUGGAGAAAGCUGAAGAAGAACCAGCAAAGACGGAACAGAAAGAUAAUCUGAAUGUUUGAUUCAGUGGAAUAACAAGAGAGUUUUUGAGUUCAUCAUGUAAUCAGCAAAUCAAUAAUUGGGUUAUUGUAAAAAAAACCCAUUAAUAAUCAUAAAUUCUGAUCGAUGAUGCUGAAAUAUAAAAAGUAUAUGAAACAAAAAUUCUAGAUGUUGUUGAUAUCUGUCUUUCUCUUUACAUGGUAGAGUCUUAACAUAUAUUUGUAGAUGCAGUGACAAAUUGUUUAUGCAUGCAAGGGUUUUCUGAACUGUUCCUGAGUCCAUGUAGUCCUGUAUACAGUCAUGUCAGUUUUUAAUGCAGUGCUGCCUGAGGGGUUGAAAGUUAGAGGCAUUCAAUGCUUUAUUAGGGUUCUCUGAAUAUUUUUAAUGAUAUUAUGAUUUGUAGAUGGUGAGAUCCAUUAAUGAAUUUAAACUGUGUGUUGCCAAUCCAAUGAUUCUGCAUUUUUCCAGUCUUUUGUUGAUCAUGUAGCUGCAUCAAAUGUAUAAGUGUAAGUGUAUAUUUACAAAAGGCAAUAAAGUUUAUCCGUUUGAACAUAA